AUGUCAGGACUGUUGCUCGUUGCUCUGCAUGCCUUUAUCGGGGAGGCUGCGGCCGCCGCGGAAGGCGAUACCCUGACCACGGAGUACCUUGGCUGGGUAUCGGCUCCAAAUUGCAGGCGAGGGACGCUCGACCUGCUAUACAGUUGCGGAUUCACAAUCUUCCUAUGCACUUGGAGUGCGCUUCACUUGAAUGUCCCCGCGGAUGAUGAUUCCGACUGGACGGUGUGGGUGCGCAAGUUGAAGUGGAUGUCAAUCGCUGUGUUGAUACCGGAAUAUGUCGCUGUCGUGGCUGUUACUGAGUGGUGGGAUGCGCGGUAUCUGCGAAGGAAGAUGCAACUCUUUUGCGAGGGGGGCUCCAAACCCAUCUCGAUGACCCAGAGCUUUUUGCCGGUUAUGGGAGGCUAUGCGUUAAAGACAAGGGCCAAUAGCCUUAUCAGACUGGAUGGUUAUCAGUUUCUUCGUCUGGUCAUGGACAGAAAGAUCUCCAUCCCGACAUGUACGACCGAUGAGAUCAAUGAUCGCUCCAAAAGUGACUGGGUAACAAAGUCUUUGGCUUGCAUACAGGUGUCUUGGCUGGUUGUCCAACUCGUAGGCCGAGCAUCGCAGGGCCUAGCCAUUACCACGCUAGAGAUCUUUACCUGCUCGACUGUGAUCUGCGCUCUCACCGCUUUUGGCUUUUGGUGGAGCAAGCCACUAGAUAUCCGACUACCUUUUGUGAUCGUUACCGGACACGACGAGGACUACAUUCGGGAAACACUACGUAACCUGAUGGAUUCUCCAAGAGAGAACGCUCAGCAUAUUGACCUCACCGACGUACGAUUUAGAAAGUGGGGCGAGAACAACUUGGGUCCCCUUGUCAUGGUAACAGCAGCCGCAGUCGUAUCCUCUUACAAGGCAUGCCAACUGCUUGCUUGGAACUUCGACUUUCCCUCUACGGCUGAACAGAUCCUUUGGCGGGCUGUAAUCCUAGUGUCGGCGGCUAUUACGUUGGCCUGGAUCCCCUUCUUCAAAACGCAUCCUGACCAGCGGUUUGAUCAGGGCAGGUCCGGCAGGGGCCUGAACUGGAGUUCCCCUGACAUGUUCAUGUUCUUGGGUUACCUUUCCUGUCGUGCUUACAUCCUCAUUGAAAUAUUUAUAAGCCUCCGCUCGGCUCCUGAAAGCGUGUACAGGACAGUUGAUUGGGAUCGAGUUCUGCCUCAUCUUUAA
Messenger RNA from Coniosporium apollinis CBS 100218, 1206 nucleotides. RefSeq lists its product as uncharacterized. Bases 1 to 1206 code for a protein of 401 amino acids. The transcript is spliced from 2 exons. Lineage: Eukaryota; Fungi; Ascomycota; Dothideomycetes. The record is from RefSeq and is a predicted model, not a curated record.